AUGCUUGUUGGACUCUUCUUUCUUCUCGUGGCGGUGGCAGCCAAUACAGAGUCAAUUGUAGUGCAGGUGCCCCCCUACUUUGAAGUUCCAUCCCACAAUGCCGUUUUUUCACCAACUGAAAUCUUACCGCUAAAUUCAACUCACAGUCAUCUUGCGGAUUUUCCCAUUUACGACAAAUACACCUACCCAAAGGACACCAAAGAGCUCCAGGUCCUUUCAUUGGACCCCAGGCAUCAGACUCUUUUCGUUAAACUCAACAACCAUCAAAACUCGGUCUACUCAAGUGGAGACAUUCUCUAUAUCAAGUUGUGCUGGCCCGCAACUACACCCUAUUCGUUCCGCUUGAGCCACCAAUAUCACUCAGAAAAACAAUUGACCAAGUCAGACACCUCCCCACCAACACAGCUCAGUUUAUACCUUCGAAUCGACUACCAUGGAGACUACUAUGCAGUCAAACCCGGCCCUCCAGUACCGGUUCUGAUGCAAUUGACAGUCUCUAAGCUUGCGUGGAUACCCAUCCCGCUCGAACUUUACGACUUCAUUGUCUAUAUUGUCGACAUUGGUAUUUUGCUAGCCACUAUUGUGCCCUUGUUAGUACCUUGGUUCACCACCAGUUUUGCACCCAAGCACCACAUCCACACGUGA
Molecule: messenger RNA, 645 nt
Organism: Meyerozyma guilliermondii ATCC 6260
Lineage: Eukaryota; Fungi; Ascomycota; Pichiomycetes; Serinales; Debaryomycetaceae
Exons: 1
Coding region: 1-645 (214 amino acids)
Source: RefSeq, a predicted model, not a curated record